Messenger RNA from Phytophthora nicotianae INRA-310, 240 nucleotides. RefSeq lists its product as hypothetical. The coding region runs from base 1 to 240 and encodes 79 amino acids. The record is from RefSeq and is a predicted model, not a curated record. The transcript is spliced from 2 exons. NCBI's taxonomy places the organism in Eukaryota, Oomycota, Peronosporomycetes, Peronosporales, Peronosporaceae.
AUGAAACCACACGGCUCGACGGAGAGACGUGUUGAAGGCAUUUCUGUGCCAACUUACUACGGCAAGAUCGGCGAGUCGCUGCAGGUGUUCUUGCAGCAGGUCCAGCUGUACUUCUGUGCCAAAAAUAUUGAAGUCAACGCUGCAGAAAACCAGAAUCGCUUGGUGGUGAUGGUGGCUACGAACGUGAUAGGCCAGGCAGCGGCGUGGUACACAUUUCACCAGGGCAAUAUUUCGGCCUAA